ACGCCUUACUGGCAGACCUGGAAUCCACCACCUCACUUAUCUCCAAACGGCCACUGUUUCUCGCGGAGGAAACACCUUACUCCUACCCAACUGGAAACCACACGUACCAGGAGAUUUCUGUGCCACCUCCAGUGCCCCCACCACCUUCCAAUGAGGCCUUGAAUGGCACUGUGAUUGACCCCUUGGACCAGUGGCAACCCAAUACACCCAGAUACAGCCACCAGCAACCUCAGUCCCAGUCUCCUAUAUACAGCUCUAGUGCCAAAAGCUCCAGUGCCUCAGUGCCUAGAGACGGGCUCAGCUCUCCUUCUCCCCGUGCCAGUGAAGAGGAACACGUCUACAGUUUCCCAAACAAGCAGAAGUCAGCGGAACCAUCUCCCACAAUGAACAGCUCCUCUCUGGGCAGCAACCUCUCAGAACUGGACAGACUCCUUCUGGAACUGAAUGCUGUUCAACAUGCUCCAGCUGGUGGCUUCCCAGCAGAUGAAGCUGGCAGAAGCCCAUCAUUGCCCACUGUGACUGGUGCUCACUAUGUUGUCCCAGAGAACAGCAGCCCUGGGGGAGUGAAGACUGCACUCCCGACAAAGGAAAAACCAAAGCGAAAUGGCGCACGCGGCAUCGAGGAUGUGCGUCCCAGCGUGGAGAGCCUGCUGGAUGAGCUGGAGAGCUCUGUGCCAAGUCCAGUGCCUGCGAUCACCGUGAGCCAGGGCGAGGUGAGCAGCCCCCAGCGCGUCACGGCCAGUCAGCAGCAGACACGUAUGUCUGCUUCCUCAGCCACGAGAGAGCUGGAUGAGCUGAUGGCAUCUCUCUCUGACUUCAAGUUCAUGGCCCAGGGAAAAGCUGGGAGCAGCUCCCCUCCAUCCACAGCCUCCAAGCCUGGCAGUCAGCUGGACACCAUGCUGGGAAGUCUCCAGUCUGACCUGAACAAACUGGGUGUAGCUACAGUUGCCAAAGGUGUCUGUGGAGCCUGCAAGAAGCCUAUUGCUGGGCAGGUAGUUACAGCCAUGGGGAAAACCUGGCACCCUGAGCACUUCGUCUGCACCCACUGCCAGGAGGAGAUCGGCUCACGGAACUUCUUUGAGCGGGAUGGGCAGCCCUACUGCGAGAAGGACUACCACAACCUCUUCUCCCCUCGCUGCUACUACUGCAAUGGGCCCAUCCUUGAUAAAGUGGUGACGGCCUUGGACAGGACAUGGCACCCUGAACACUUUUUCUGUGCCCAGUGUGGAGCUUUCUUUGGACCUGAAGGAUUUCAUGAGAAGGAUGGUAAAGCCUAUUGCCGCAAGGACUACUUUGAUAUGUUUGCUCCCAAGUGUGGAGGUUGUGCCCGGGCUAUCCUGGAAAACUACAUCUCUGCCUUGAACACCCUGUGGCACCCUGAGUGCUUUGUCUGUCGGGAAUGUUUCACCCCGUUCAUCAAUGGCAGCUUCUUUGAGCACGACGGGCAGCCCUACUGCGAGGUGCACUACCACGAGCGCCGCGGCUCGCUCUGCUCCGGCUGCCAGAAGCCCAUCACAGGACGCUGCAUCACUGCUAUGGGCAAGAAAUUUCACCCUGAACACUUUGUCUGUGCCUUCUGCCUCAAGCAGCUCAACAAAGGAACCUUCAAAGAGCAGAACGACAAGCCCUACUGCCAGAACUGCUUCCUCAAGCUCUUCUGUUAGAGGCUCCGUAGACGGGCGCUAAAGCAUCUUUCUGCCACCCCCUUGGCAGUUCUGUCUCUCUGAACAUUACUGUGAUUUAGGAACCUUUACCAGGCAGGGGA
This is a messenger RNA of Acanthisitta chloris (rifleman), 1765 nucleotides long. It is a transcript of the gene PXN, whose product is annotated as paxillin. The transcript has 10 exons. Gene Ontology annotation, biological process: transforming growth factor beta receptor signaling pathway; endothelial cell migration; substrate adhesion-dependent cell spreading. The annotation marks the transcript as partial. Lineage: Eukaryota; Metazoa; Chordata; Aves; Passeriformes; Acanthisittidae. The record is from RefSeq and is a predicted model, not a curated record.